This is a messenger RNA of Carlito syrichta (Philippine tarsier), 1023 nucleotides long. RefSeq names its product putative P2Y purinoceptor 10. Gene Ontology annotation, biological process: phospholipase C-activating G protein-coupled receptor signaling pathway; positive regulation of Rho protein signal transduction. Bases 37 to 1023 code for a protein of 328 amino acids. Gene Ontology annotation, cellular component: membrane. Gene Ontology annotation, molecular function: G protein-coupled receptor activity. The transcript has a single exon. Lineage: Eukaryota; Metazoa; Chordata; Mammalia; Primates; Tarsiidae. The record is from RefSeq and is a predicted model, not a curated record.
GCCAGUUUACUUGAUGAAUACAGUGAAACAUUCAAGAUGGAUAACAACAGUACACGCACCACUGAGGCUGACUGUAAUGAACCUAAUGUACAAUUUCAGAACUCCCUCUAUGCAACCACCUAUAUCCUCAUAUUCAUCCCAGGUCUUCUGGCUAACAGCGUAGCCUUGUGGGUCCUGUGCCGCUUCAUCAGCAAGAAAAAUAAAGCCAUCAUUUUCAUGAUCAACCUAUCUGUGGCUGACCUUGCUCAUGUGCUGUCCUUACCCCUCCGGAUUUACUAUUACAUCAGCCACCACUGGCCUUUUCAAAAGGCCCUAUGCCUGCUGUGUUUCUACCUGAAGUAUCUCAACAUGUAUGCCAGCAUUUGCUUCCUGACAUGCAUCAGCCUUCAGAGGUGCUUCUUUCUUCUCAAGCCCUUCAGAGCCAGAGACUGGAAGCGUAGGUAUGAUGUGGGCAUCAGUGCUGCCAUCUGGGUCAUCGUGGGGACUGCCUGUUUGCCAUUUCCAAUCCUGAGAAGCACAGAGUCAUCUAACAAAAAUGCAUCCUGCUUUGCUGAUCUUGGUUACAAGCCAAUGAAUGCAAUGGCUUUGGUCGGGAUGAUUACAGUUGCUGAGUUUGCAGGAUUUGUGAUCCCAGUGGUAAUCAUAGCAUGGUGUACCUGGAAAACCACUAUAUCCUUGAGACAGCCACCAAUGGCUUUCCAAGGAAUCAGUGAAAGACAGAAAGCACUGCGGAUGGUUUUCAUGUGUGCAGCAGUCUUCUUCAUCUGCUUCACUCCUUAUCAUAUUAACUUUAUUUUUUACAGCAUGGUAAAGGAAAAAAUCAUUAGCAGUUGUUUCUUUGGCCAAAGCACACUGUAUUUUCACCCUUUUAGCCUGUGUCUUGCAAGUCUUUGCUGCCUUUUGGAUCCAAUUCUCUAUUACUUCAUGGCCUCAGAGUUUCGUGACCAGCUAUCCCGCCAUGGCAGCUCUGUGAUCCGUUCUCGCCUCAUGAGCAGGGAGAGUGGCUCAUCAAUGAUUGGCUAA